UGCAGCAGCGGCGGCGGCGGCGGCGGCGGUGGCGCGGACACCGCAGCCUCCCCAAGCCCCGAGUCCCGGCGGGGACUGCAGCUGGAGCGCCCGCCCACCCGCUCGGCCACCGCACCUCGGCCCAGCUAAGCCGCUGUAGUCGCGCCGGAGGACCGCCAGCCAUGGCCGCGGCGCCGGAUCCCCAAGACGAGCUGCUGCCGCUGGCCGGCCCGGGGGCCCAGUGGUUCGGGGACCGCGGGGAGAGGGAGGACGAAGCAGUGACGCCGAAAGGGGCAAAGCCCGCGCCGCAGGAGGGGGACUCCGGACGGGGGUUGGGCGCCGGAGCCGGGGAAGCGGCGCCGCGGGAACUGGGCUCUGGCCCCGCCCGGCCGCCGCCCGUCGCCAUGGAAACUGCAUCCACAGGUACAGCAGAUGUCGCCUAUGCCAUGGAUCAUACCUUUUCAACUGCAUCAAAAGAUGGUGAAGGCACAUGCUACACGUCUCUGAUUUCUGACAUCUGUUACCCAUCUCAGGAGGAUUCUACAUACUUCACUGGAAUCCUUCAGAAGGAAAAUGGCCAUCUCGCCACAUCAGAGAGUGCUGAGGAGUUGAGUACCCCCAGACCCUCCUUACCAGAAGUGCCUGGGACGGAGCCUCAUGUCUUACUUAGUUCUGAUUCUGGAAUAGAGAUGACGCCCGCAGAGUCCAACGAAGUGAACAAGAUCUUAGCUGACCCCCUGGACCAGAUGAAAGCAGAAACCUAUAAAUACAUUGACAUAACUAGGCCAGAGGAGGUGAAAAGUCAGGAGCAGUGCCACUCCAAGGUGGAGGAGAAAGACUCGGACGCUAAGACGAAAAACUCUGAAAUCUCAACAAAAUCUGACGAGGACCGUGAGCCUGAGAAACCAGCUCCUGUGGAGGGAAAAAUCCUCAAGGACCACUUGUUUGAAGAGUCAACGUUUGCACUCUACAUAGAUGACCUGUCUGAAGAGCAGCACAGUGCGUCUGUGGUCACCGCCCCUGUCAAAAUUACACUGACUGAGAUUGAACCUGCUGUUGAAACUGCUGCCCAAGAGCAAACCCCAGAGAAGCAAAGUCUCUGUCUGAAACCAAGUCCUGACACAGUCCCCACUGUCACUGUCUCAGAGCCCGAAGACGACAGCCCGGGAUCUGUCACUCCUCCAUCUUCUGGAACAGAACCAUCUGCUGCAGAAUCCCAGGGGAAAUGCAGCAUCUCGGAGGAUGAGCUGAUCACUGCCAUUAAAGAGGCCAAGGGGUUAUCCUAUGAAACCAGCGAGAGCCCACGGCCAGCGGGCCAGGCAGCAGAUCGGCCUGAAGCCAAGGGUAGGUCCGGGCUGCCGACCAUCCCCAGCCCCCUGGACCACGAGGCCAGCAGUGCAGAGUCAGGGGACUCGGAGAUCGAACUGGUGUCCGAAGACCCGCUGGCCGCUGAGGAUGGGCUGCCUGCGGGCUACGUGACCUUUAGCCACGUGGGAGGGCCACCUCCCUCACCCGCGUCCCCGAACAUCCAGUACAGUAUCCUGAGGGAGGAGCGCGAGGCUGAGCUGGACAGCGAACUUAUCAUAGAGUCAUGUGAUGCCUCCUCCGCCUCAGAGGAGAGCCCCAAGCGGGAGCAGGACUCGCCCCAGAUGAAGGCCGGAGCCCUAGAUGCCAUCCGGGAGGAGCCAGGAGCGCGGGCCGAGGAGGGUGCGCCCAGCCGGGGAGGCCUGGGCGAGCAGGGCUCCCUUCUCAAGUUCUCCCCGACCGCCCCUGAAGCCAGCCCAGAGCUGCCUUCAGAAGUCGCCCGGACGCCCGAGGGGGCUGCUGCACAGCGGAAACCUGCGGAAGAAGCCAGGAGUUCCAACCAAAGCCCAGCGGCCACGAAGGACCUAGGGCCUCACAGUCCUGGAGCGCCCCUUCCGCUGUUUCUCAAUAAGCAAAAAGCUAUUGACUUGCUCUACUGGCGGGACAUCAAGCAGACCGGGAUAGUGUUUGGGAGCUGCCUGCUGCUGCUCUUCUCCCUGACCCAGUUCAGCGUGGUGAGCGUGGUGGCCUACCUGGCCCUUGCUGCGCUCUCGGCCACCAUCAGCUUCCGCAUCUACAAGUCUGUGUUACAAGCUGUGCAGAAAACCGACGAGGGCCACCCUUUCAAGACCUACCUGGAGCUUGAGAUCACCCUCUCCCAGGACCAGAUUCAGAAGUACACCGACUGUCUGCAGUUCUACGUGAACAACACCCUUAAAGAACUGAGGAGGCUCUUCCUCGUCCAGGACCUGGUGGAUUCCUUAAAAUUUGCAGUCCUGAUGUGGCUCCUGACCUAUGUCGGCGCUCUCUUCAACGGCCUGACCCUGCUGCUCAUGGCUGUGGUUUCAAUGUUUACUCUACCUGUAGUGUAUGUUAAGCACCAGGCACAGAUUGACCAAUAUCUGGGACUUGUGAGGACUCACAUAAAUGCUGUUGUGGCAAAGAUUCAGGCUAAAAUCCCAGGCGCUAAGAGGCACGCUGAAUAAGCUGGUAUCCCCCCCUGGGGACUGGACACCAACAGGAAUGUCUGCCCGUAGUAACAGCGCUGUUCUUACAUGUUACUGCAAUUGAUUGUUUCUCCCCUUUACCCCCGUACCAUAAUCUUAGAGACAAACUUUAAAACAGCUGUUUUUAGGCUGUUCCUGUACUCUUAGGAUAUUUGAGUCACUUGUGUCAAGCACUAAAAUAUAGAGAAAAGUGUAUUAGAUGUGGUUUUUAAUUUUGUGUUGCUAAAAAAAAAGUGCAUGAUGGUGAGAGCCCAAGCCCCUCCCCCUCCACAGUGUCCUCCUCUGCGAUGCUCUGUAGCUUCUCCUGUCCCCGGCCACGCCUGCCUAGUGCGCGGGUGCCCAGUGGAAGUCGCUUCUACGUCCUCGGGUUGCUGGUCGGAUUAACCUUUGCUAACAACAUAUAGAAUCGUAGACUGAUGUUUUAGUGUUUUUCCAACACACACACAACGUAAAAAUUAAAAGUCGACUGUACUUCUGGUAAUCAGUUUUGUAUAACUUAAAUCAAUGAAUAAACCCCAAACAAACGCGCAGUACUUUUGUUGUGUGGGACCGAGGGACUGAUUUACAUGUAUGGUAACUAAAAAGUACCAGCAUGUCAACUUUAUUACAAUUUGUAUUACUUCCUCUGUAGUUCCUAUUGGACUUAAUUAUGGACUCUGGAUAUUUGCACUUAUGUACUUGAUACUGAAUGCAUAAAUAAAUGUUACUAAAUGUA
This is a messenger RNA of Condylura cristata (star-nosed mole), 3225 nucleotides long. RefSeq names its product reticulon 1 (gene RTN1). Gene Ontology annotation, cellular component: neuron projection; postsynaptic density. The record is from RefSeq and is a predicted model, not a curated record. The transcript is spliced from 9 exons. The coding region runs from base 162 to 2489 and encodes 775 amino acids. Lineage: Eukaryota; Metazoa; Chordata; Mammalia; Eulipotyphla; Talpidae. Gene Ontology annotation, biological process: endoplasmic reticulum tubular network formation; neuron differentiation; brain development.